AUGGAUGGCAAAUCUCUGGCUGUUGCUUUGGUUCUCUAUCUGGUCUUAAUGACGGAGUCAGAAGGCAGGGCCCUGGCGAAGACAGAGCCAAAAGGCUUCCAGUGCCUGUGCAGAAGCACUCAUUCCAAGUUCAUCCCUCCCAAGGCUACAGAUGUGACAUUAAGCCAAAGAGCACCUUGCUGCAAAAAUGUGGAAAUCAUAGCUGCGCUGAAAGGUGGCAGACAAGUGUGUCUGCAACCCACUGCUCCCUGGGUCCGGCUCACUCUACAGGCUACUUGGGCCAGGGCCAGAGACAAUAUUGAGUCACCAAUCAAAGAAAAGUCAAGGGAAAAUACAUGCUGGAGUUUUUCAAGGAUAUGA
Molecule: messenger RNA, 360 nt
Organism: Chroicocephalus ridibundus (black-headed gull)
Lineage: Eukaryota; Metazoa; Chordata; Aves; Charadriiformes; Laridae
Product: interleukin-8-like
Biological process (GO): defense response; immune response; chemotaxis
Cellular component (GO): extracellular region
Molecular function (GO): chemokine activity
Source: RefSeq, a predicted model, not a curated record